Medicago truncatula (barrel medic) is the source of this 2371-nucleotide messenger RNA. RefSeq names its product uridine 5'-monophosphate synthase. NCBI's taxonomy places the organism in Eukaryota, Viridiplantae, Streptophyta, Magnoliopsida, Fabales, Fabaceae. The transcript is spliced from 7 exons. Gene Ontology annotation, biological process: 'de novo' UMP biosynthetic process; 'de novo' pyrimidine nucleobase biosynthetic process. Gene Ontology annotation, molecular function: orotidine-5'-phosphate decarboxylase activity; orotate phosphoribosyltransferase activity. The record is from RefSeq and is a predicted model, not a curated record. The coding region runs from base 766 to 2202 and encodes 478 amino acids.
AAUAUUGUUUGAGAUAAUUAUGGUAAAAAUGAUUGUACAAUAGAUAAUUGAUUUCUUCACAAAGAAUGUUUGCUGCAAUUGUUUGAGCUAUUCACAUUUGUACCAACUUGAACUAAUUGCACUUCACUUUUAUAUCGCCUAUUGUUUGUGCAAAUUGCUUCCUUUGUCUCGAGUUUCAUCGCUGUGAGUAUAUUUGGAAGGUAGAUUUCAUUUUUUUAGACUUUUUUGAAAUUUUAGUCCAAGAACAAAUUUGGAGUUCCUGUUUAUAAGAUGUGAAAGAACAGAUUUUUUUGGGUGAAAUGGCAAAGUGGUAUGGAGAAUGUUGCUUAGAAUGUUUGAUAAUGUUUUGCUUGAUUGAAAUAUGGUUUAGUAUAUUUACUUUUUGUUAUUAUACUUUAUGAACCCACACUCUACGGAACCAAGUUCUUAUAGAGUAUGCAAUGAGGAAGUUUGAGGAAUAAUAUUACAAAGGAUAAUAUUCCAAUAUUGCCCCAAAAUUACCUACGUUUACCAGUCGCACAACACAACACAACACAGACGGAGGCAGAUAUCGUUCAAAACCCCAAAUAAACCCUUUCUUCUUCACCGCCGCAUUCUCUCUCUCUCUCUCUGCACCGUCGUCUUCCAUCAGAAUUCAGAAAGAGAUUGAACCUGAAAGAAACUCACGACAACGAUGCUCCUCCAAAUAACAAGCCUUCCACCGAAUAGGUUAUUUCUACAACAAUCCCUGUAACACACUCAAAAGGGAAUAUUAUUUGUGAGGAAAUGGCGUCAUCAUCAUUGGUGGAAUCUCUUGUUCUUCAACUCCAUGAGAUAUCAGCUGUGAAAUUCGGCAACUUCAAGCUCAAAUCUGGCAUCACCUCACCGAUCUACAUUGACCUCCGUCUCAUCAUAUCUUAUCCUUCUCUCCUACAGCAAAUCUCUCAGACCCUAAUUUCAUCAGUCUCUUCCACCUCAUUUGAUCUGGUAUGUGGUGUCCCUUACACUGCCUUACCCAUUGCCACCUGCGUCUCUCUUGCUCAGAACAUCCCCAUGGUCAUGCGUCGUAAGGAAGUCAAAGACUAUGGCACUGCUAAAGCCAUUGAAGGUGAUUUCAAGCCUGGCCAAAGUUGCUUAAUCAUCGAGGAUUUGGUUACCAGUGGAACAUCAGUUUUGGAAACAGCGGCACCACUACGUUCUGUGGGGUUGAAGAUCAGUGAUGCGGUUGUCCUGAUUGAUAGAGAGCAAGGUGGGCGGGAAAAUUUGGAGGAGAAUGGCAUCAAGCUGCAUGCAAUUAUUAAAUUGACUGAAAUGGUGAAAAUUUUGAGGGUUCAUGGAAGACUUGAUGACGAGAUGGUAGGGGUUGUUACAAAAUUCUUAGAUGAGAAUAGGAAGGUUGCAGCUCUGGCAAAGGUUGAGAAGCCAAUAACCAAGGUCAAGUCUUUAUCAUUUGGGGAAAGGGCGAAUCUGUCCAAGAAUCCAACAGGAAAGAAGUUGUUUGAGAUAAUGGCUCAGAAGGAGAGUAAUUUGUGUUUGGCUGCAGAUGUUGGAACUGCAGCUGAAUUGCUUGAAAUUGCCGAGAAGGUUGGACCUGAGAUAUGCUUGCUUAAGACUCAUGUGGAUAUUUUGCCAGAUUUUACUCCUGUUUUUGGCUCUAAGCUUCUCUCGAUUGCAGAGAAACAUAACUUCUUAAUCUUUGAGGAUCGUAAAUUUGCUGACAUUGGUAACACAGUAACCAUGCAAUAUGCAGGAGGGAUCUUUCACAUAUUGGAUUGGGCUCACAUAGUAAAUGCUCACAUAAUCUCUGGUCCUGGAAUUGUGGAUGGACUAAAAUUGAAGGGUUUGCCUCGUGGCAGGGGACUAUUGCUGCUUGCUGAAAUGAGUUCAGCCGGUAACCUUGCCAAGGGAGAUUAUACUGCUGCUGCAUUGAAAAUUGCUGAGGAACAUUCCGACUUUGUAAUUGGCUUCAUAUCCGUCAAUCCAGCAUCAUGGCCAGGGGCACCCGUAAAUCCUUCUUUCAUUCAGGCAACUCCUGGAGUUCAAAUGGUUACCGGUGGUGAUGGUUUAGGGCAGCAAUAUAACACUCCAUAUUCUGUCGUUCAUGAUAGGGGAAGCGACAUUAUCAUUGUUGGACGUGGCAUCAUCAAGGCAGCAAAUCCUGCCGAAGCAGCUCAUGAAUACCGUCUACAAGGAUGGAAUGCAUAUUUGGCCAAAUCUGCUUGAGGUUUUCAUUUGAAGAAUAAAAAGACGAGUCAAAUCAUGUUUUUGUCGGACAUUUAAUCUAAUUUCACUGUAACCCAGAGGAAGGCCUUUGGUACAGUAUAACGUUGAAAGACUUUUUCCAGUUAGUAACUUAUAUUGAAGUGGCUUUUUGAUGUUCUUGGUUAUUUCA